AAACUUUGUGCCUCGUGGCCGAUGGCUCGUGCCACUGCUGCCACUGCCACAGCCACAUCCAGUAGCAAGCAGCAGAACCAACCAGCAGCAGCAGCACCAUUCAGUCGGGAAAUUUUGCACAAACGAAGCGCACGCGACAGCGGAUAAAUCCAAACGGCGAAAAACAGUCGAAAAAUAACGUGAAAAAACCCACAGCUCAGCUUUUACAGUUGCUUUUGUCGUCAGUUAGCCGUGAACCAUCGGGCUAUACGGACGUUGUCUGCCUCCUUUUUGGAUACGGAAUUUUAUCUCAAGAGAAAUUACAAGCGGAACAAAAACUCAAAAGACGUGCAAUUUCUGUCUGUCUGUAGCGCGGGAAUAUUUUGAAAAAAAAUAAAAGAAAGGAAAAGAAAAAGAAAAUCGAGUUUAACUGAAAGUCAAAUUAAACGUGGAAAAGUGGAAAAUCCCCGCUAAAAACAAAUCUCUGGCGGAUCGAAGAAUUCUUGUGAAUUCCGUAAAAAUGAGAAAAUGACAGCAAAACGUGAUAAGGAUUACUCGAAAAAUAAAUCGGCAACUGGCAUCGGAUUCACCGCCGCCGGCUCGACCGCCAAUGGCAGCGGCAUAAAGUCCAUUGGGCUGGUGAGCUCCACGCAGAAUGUAACCUCGUCGCAGGACAUCAGCAAGCGAACAAAUAAACCACUCAUGGAAAAGCGACGAAGGGCGCGCAUCAACCAGAGCCUGGCCAUCCUGAAGGCCCUUAUCCUCGAGUCGACAAAGAGUCAGAAUGCGAAGAACGGCGAGGGACAGGCCAAGCACACGAAGCUAGAGAAGGCGGACAUUCUAGAGCUGACAGUGCGCCACUUCCAGCGACAUCGCAACCUCGAUGAUCCUUCUGUCAACAAGUAUCGAGCGGGAUAUACGGACUGUGCUCGAGAAGUGGCUCGUUAUUUGGCCACGCCAGAGCCACCGCCAAUGGGCAGCAUGCCCACACUUGGGGAGCCCGGAUCGAAGGCGCGUUUGUUGCGACAUCUGGAUCAGUGCAUAGCAGAGAUCGAUGUGGAGAUCUGUCCCCAUUCGACGGCCAACUUUGUGGAGAGUCCGAGCAGCAGCAGCUGCUUCGAUCUGAACAACUCGAAGAAGUCGCAGCCGGACGAGCAUUCGCUGGACUACAGCAGCCAGGACUCGAAUCCCCUGGACUACAGCAAGGGCCUGAAGCUGGGUGCCGAUCAGCGACUACUGCAGGCCUCGACCCCGGCGCCUCAGGACGAGAACAACAAUCGUGGCCAGCAGAUCCAACAGAUUCCCCCACAGAUCCAGUCGCAGGUGGACCCUGGGGUAGCGACCAGCAGCAUCGUCUCGGAGCUGAGCUACGAGGACGAUCGAAACAAAGUGUGUGCCAAUGUCCUCGAGCAGUACAAGCAGCAGCUGAAGCAGGCCCAGCAGAUUCAGCAGCAGCAGCAGCCCGACAGCGCCAACGGUGUGCUCGUCCUCCCUCCCCACUACGUGCAACUGGCGGCGGCUCUGGGCCUCAGUGCCCAGCCCCUGGUCGAUCCAAUUGCCACGCGCACGGACUUUGAGCGACUCAUUGAGCUGCAGCGUGUCCAGCCACAGCUGGCGGGCAAGCUGAGUCCCAACUUUCCCGGUGGCUUAGAGGCAGCUCAUGUCGCUGCCGCAGCUGCGGCUGCGUAUGCCAACAGCAUGGCAGUGGCCGCGUCUGCAGGAGUCACCGUCUCCGCCAUGACUGCGACUGCGGCAACAGACCGGCCAGCCUCCGUGGCUGCUUCGGUUAGCUCUGGCGUCUCUGUAAAUGAGCUAAAGUCGAUGCCUGCGACGCAGCAGUCAUCGCCCCGAUCGGAGAGUGGCAUUGGCUCCAAUGAGAAUGAGGCGCUGGAGGCCAGUCCACGUCCGCAGACGAGCAGUGCAGCGCGCCAGGCGCUGAGGCAGCGUCAGGAGGAGGAGUAUCACUAUAUGGCGCAGGCGGGAGCAGCCGGGCAGCCCGGUCCUGGCCAGGAUGAGAGCAUGUGGCGUCCGUGGUGAAUGCGAGAAUAACGCAGCCUGAGGAGAAGGAGGCUAGAUUUUAUGUACCAAGUAUGUAGACUGCACAAGUUUGUUGGGCUUAUGUGGAGAUGGUAAAUGGUGACGCCGGCAACCGGCGUACCGCCGUCCCCCCACAAGA
This is a messenger RNA of Drosophila guanche, 2155 nucleotides long. RefSeq names its product protein hairy (gene Sidpn). The transcript has 3 exons. Bases 508 to 2016 code for a protein of 502 amino acids. Gene Ontology annotation, cellular component: nucleus. Gene Ontology annotation, molecular function: DNA-binding transcription factor activity, RNA polymerase II-specific; protein dimerization activity; RNA polymerase II cis-regulatory region sequence-specific DNA binding. Gene Ontology annotation, biological process: anterior/posterior pattern specification; regulation of neurogenesis; regulation of transcription by RNA polymerase II. The record is from RefSeq and is a predicted model, not a curated record. Lineage: Eukaryota; Metazoa; Arthropoda; Insecta; Diptera; Drosophilidae.